Messenger RNA from Sinocyclocheilus rhinocerous, 820 nucleotides. RefSeq names its product RWD domain containing 2B (gene rwdd2b). NCBI's taxonomy places the organism in Eukaryota, Metazoa, Chordata, Actinopteri, Cypriniformes, Cyprinidae. Gene Ontology annotation, molecular function: protein binding. The transcript has 4 exons. The record is from RefSeq and is a predicted model, not a curated record. Bases 173 to 628 code for a protein of 151 amino acids.
AGACGACGACGAAGAAGAAGAAGAACAUUCGAGUUUUCCUGUCAGUUACAAUCUCCAAUAGUAAUCCACAAGAUAAAUGUCGAACGGCUGUGAUUGGUGCUGAAUAAGAAAUGUGUGAACUAGCAUUCCACAAGCAUUCUGGAUUUGAGCUUGAUACACAAAUGCUGAGAAUAUGACUUGCUCAGAGGAAGCAAAGGCACAAUUUGCAGAGAUAGAGCUGCUAUUAAGUAUGUUUCCGAGUGAAGAAGAGUUACAAGUGGAUGAGCUUUCACAUGCAGAGCUCAGAGCUUAUGUGGAGGGCACAGCUCAUAAUCCCCCCAGCAUCAGACCCCAAUUCAGCAUCAAGCUGAAGAUGGAGAACCCUGCUGUGAGCAUUACAUUGCUGUGCACCUACCCAACUGACUACCCAAAAGUGUUGCCAGAUAUUGCUGUCAGAUCUGCGACAGCAGCUUCCAUGACUGCCGCUUCUGCCAUUGCAGCUUCUGCCUCUCUCUCCUUCUCGAUUACAUCUAAUGUUGCUUCAAGGCGCGCUUUCUCUAUUUUAAUUUCCUUCGCUCUUGCUUUAGUUGCUGCCAUACUGACCGUGGACUUGCUGGAAGACACAGAGCGUCGAGAUGGAGCUGACUGACUUUUGUCAUCUUCCAUGACUGCAGUUGUUGUGUUAGCCUCUAUGCCGUGGACAACAAACGCAGUUGUUUUCUGCUUCCGUGAUAAACAACUCUUGUGUGAAACUUGCCUUUUUACUAUACUGGCUUCAUAUCCAGCAAGCUAAACACUUCGACUCAAUAAACGGACUUGACACCAGGAAGUCAUAAUUCGG